AUGGCAAAUACAAAUAGAGUAUCGAACGACCAGCUCGAAGAACUCUUAGAGUUCCUUAGCGAGCAUCCUACUUUGGCCAAGGGAGUUGGGCUUGGAGCAAGAUCCAAGGAAGCUGUCGACAAGCAAUGGGACAGUCUUGCUACAAAGCUCAAUUCCUAUGGUUCUGGGUCGUCGAAAUCUGGACAACGAUGGAAAAAGAGUGCUGUGGUAAAACAGUUACUGCCUAUACUAGUGAUUUCUUCAAUAAAUUACCCAGCGCAGCGAAUAGACAUGUUAGGGGCGCAAACCAUGCGAUCCGUAGGUGGGCAAGCAAUGCCACCAGUUCUAAAAGAAGAGGGUACAGAUUCACCAGGCAUGACUCUAGCAGCCAUAGGAGUAUCAAAUAAAUUGCCAGAUUUCUGGGUGGACAUGCCGCGGCUUUGGUUCGCGCAGUUUGAAGCCGUAAUGGCCCCUCAGAAACAAGGGGAAGAAGCGAAAUUCAACAUGGUCAUCGCUAAACUGGGAAGAGACUCAAUCCAGCAAGUGAGCGACUUACUUACCUCGCCACCUGCUGAAAACAAGUAUACGGCGCUGAAAGAAAGGCUCCUACAGGUGUACGAAGAGAGUGCCGAGCGCCAGUUCCAAAAGCUCGUUUCUGAAUUAGAGCUGGGUGCUCAGAAACCUACGCACUUAUUACGCCGCAUGAAAGAGUUAGGCCGCCCAGCACAGGUCUCAGAUCAGACCUUGAAGAGCCUCUGGUUAUCCCGUAUGCCAUCUUCAGUCAGGGCAGUCAUUGCAGUGUGCCAAGACCAAUCCCUAGAUAGUUUGGCUGCCAUUGCGGACAAGAUCGUUGAGAACAGUAGAUCCUACGAAAUGGCCACGGUGGAUAACAGCAUAGCCCAGGUGUCACCAGAACCACUGGCAGGGCUGGUCAACCAAAUGAAUAAACUUGCUUUGGAGGUAGCAUCAUUGCGCAGCGAGGUCCAGAGCAGCAGGCGACUUAGGAGCAGAAACAGACCGAAAUACAGGAGCAGAUCCCGUUCCCUUAAGCGCAGAGCACCAGAAGACCCCGGAUGGCUGUGCAGGUUCCAUUACAGGUUCAAGAGCAAGGCGACGCGCUGUGAGCAACCGUGCAACUGGAAGGGCAGUGAUCGCUUCCGGAGCUGGGGAGUAUCUGGAAGGGCUAGG
Messenger RNA from Brenthis ino (lesser marbled fritillary), 1167 nucleotides. NCBI's taxonomy places the organism in Eukaryota, Metazoa, Arthropoda, Insecta, Lepidoptera, Nymphalidae. The record is from the annotation of a GenBank genome assembly.